GGAGGUUUGGACCGCAGUGAGGCCAGCUGGCUCGCACAGACAAGUGGGUGGGGAGAUCCAGAUAUUCUUGUUGCACCUUCAAUCUUGAAAUUCAUGGGAUGGGCUACAAGAAAAGAGAUGGGCUGGCUUUCCUGAAGCAUUUACGAACAGGGACACUGAAACUUCCUGCAAGUUCAUUCCUUGCUAAAGAUGAGAGGACGGACAUACAGCCACUGUUUCAUAGAGUGUGUGUUUGUAUCCAAAUUCUCAUCAUUUUCUGUGAUUUGCCAUGGAGAAGAUCUCAGUGUCAACAUUCUUGCUCCUUGUCGCCCUCUCUUACACACUGGCCAAAGAUAUCACAGUCAAAUCAGGAGCUAAGAAGGACACAAAGGACUCGGCACCCAAACUGCCCCAGACCCUCUCCAGAGGUUGGGGUGACCAACUCAUCUGGACGCAGACAUACGAAGAAGCUUUAUACAAAUCCAAGACAAGCAACAAACCCUUAAUGAUUAUUCAUCACUUGGAUGAAUGCCCACACAGUCAAGCUUUAAAGAAAGUGUUUGCUGAAAAUAAAGAAAUCCAGAAAUUGGCAGAGCAGUUCGUCCUCCUCAAUCUAGUUUAUGAAACAACUGAUAAACACCUUUCUCCUGAUGGCCAGUAUGUCCCCAGAAUCAUGUUUGUUGACCCAUCCCUGACAGUUAGAGCUGACAUCACUGGGAGAUACUCGAAUCGCCUCUACGCUUAUGAACCUUCAGAUGUAGCGCUCUUGCUUGACAACAUGAAGAAAGCGCUCAAAUUGCUGAAGACUGAAUUGUAGAGAAAAAGCAACAUCUGAAGCUUUUCCUUCUGUGUCAGGCCUUGAGACUUAAGAAGAUCCUAGAAGACUUUGGAGAAUGCAGGAACACAGAUGGACACACUGAUUAAUUAGAUCAGGGUUAUUGUUACAACAGUUACUUUUUUUUUAAUUUGAAGUAUAUAUGUAUGAAAACAAUCUUGCAUAUUACCAUAGUCAGCCAUGAUUUUUUUAAAAAAUAAUAAAUCCUUUUGGGGGUGUUCAAUGUUA
Messenger RNA from Leopardus geoffroyi (Geoffroy's cat), 1042 nucleotides. RefSeq names its product anterior gradient 2, protein disulphide isomerase family member (gene AGR2). Gene Ontology annotation, cellular component: endoplasmic reticulum. NCBI's taxonomy places the organism in Eukaryota, Metazoa, Chordata, Mammalia, Carnivora, Felidae. The record is from RefSeq and is a predicted model, not a curated record. Gene Ontology annotation, molecular function: dystroglycan binding. The transcript is spliced from 9 exons. Bases 269 to 796 code for a protein of 175 amino acids.